UCUAGCCAGCUCGAAGUGCCACGACUUCACAGCAGACCACGGAUUCUCCAGCGGAGUGAGGGGGAGAGCACUGGGAAAAAAAGCUAGUUAGCUGGAAAAUAGGUAGCUUUGCGCAGAAGUCACCUCAUAUAACUUACAACUCUAAGCUUUUUGCCUUCUCUCCAUUUUCUUUGAAGCAAGCAGACGUAGCUACAUCUCCAGUGAGGUUAACUGAAAUUAAACAAUGGAUAUCUACGACCCCCAGACCCUUGGGAUAGUGGUGUUUGGUGGAUUCAUGGUGAUCUCUGCUUUAGGGAUUGCUCUUGUCUCCACCUUCUCCAUGAAGGAGACCUCUUAUGAGGAGGCCCUGGCUAAACAACGCAGAGAGUUGGGUAAUAUACAGUCUGCUCGCUCUGAGAAAAAGAAGAAGGACAAAGUAUCUGAGAAGAAGAGCCGUGGAAAGAAGAAAGAAGAAAAGCCCAAUGGAAAGAUCCCAGAGCCUGAGAGAAUUCAAGAGGAAGCUGAAGCUGAUGACAUAGUCAUUGAGCCUGUUGCUGCCCCAGUUGUAGCUGCUCCUCCUGCUCCUGAGCCUGUUCCUGCUUUUGAGGUUAAACCAACUGCAGCGUCAGCAGACAGCCAGCCCAAGACUGCUGCUGAACCAAGCUCUGCUCUUGCUGAGCCCUCGCCUAAAGAGAAGAAGAAGAAGAAAGUGGCUAAGGUCGAGCCAGCCUCUACCCAAUCGGCUCCACUUGUGGCUGCCCCUGCCCCAGUCAAGUCCUCUGCAGUCCCUGUAUCAACCCAGGCCCCUGUGUCUGCAUCUGCCCCAGCCAAGACUGCCACUGCAUCAACUAAGUCUGCCCCUACCCCUGCAUUAGUUAAGUCUGCUCCUGCUUCAGCCAAGUCUGCCCCUUCCCCUGCUCCUGCUUCAGCCAAGUCUGCCCCUUCCCCUGCUCCUGCUUCAGCCAAGUCUGCCCCUUCCCUGCUCCUGCUUCCCAAGUCUGCCCAUUCCCCUGCUCCUGCUUCAGCCAAGUCUGCCCCUUCCCCUGCUCCUGCGUCAGCCAAGUCUGCCCAUUCCCCUGCUCCUGCUUCAGCCAAGUCUGCCCCUUCCCCUGCUCCUGCGUCAGCCAAGUCUGCCCAUUCCCCUGCUCCUGCUUCAGCCAAGUCUGCCCCUUCCCCUGCUCCUGCGUCAGCCAAGUCUGCCCCUGCAUCAGCCAAACCUGCCAAGUCUGCUUCAGUCCCAGCCAAGUCUUCACCGGCUCCAUCCAAGACUGCCCCAGUGCUGGAGGCUGUCACUAAAGACGUUCCAGUGAUGGCAGUGCCCCCAGUGGGAUCUCAGCAGGCUCCUGCUGUUGCAGGAAAAGCACAGGAGCCCAAGAAGAAGGCCUCCAAGAAAAAGACUGAACCUGUGGUAGCUGUGGAUUCUGCUGAUGCGCCGCUGUACCUGCCCUACAAGGCUCUGGUGUCCACCAUCAGUAGCAUGGUAUUCAGUGAGGGAGAGGCUCAUAGGCUUAUCGAGAUCCUGUCUGAGAAAGUCGGCAUCAUUCAGGACACCUGGCACAUGGCUUCUCAGAAAGGAGACCCAGUGGCCAUACUAAAGAAACAGCUGGAGGAGAGGGAGAAACAGCUGGCAGCAGAACAAGAGGACGCUUCUGCAGCGAAGAACCGUCUCAGAGAACUCACCAAGGAGCUAUCUGCUGAGAAGUCCAAGGUGGCCAGUGUGGAGACCAGGCUGAGUUCCCAACUGAGUAAGAGGGAGCAAGAAAUGAUUGCUCUGCAAGCUCGCAUGCAGGCCAGUUACCAGGACCAUGUAGCCCAGACCCAGGGGCUCAAUGCAAAGAUCCUCAGCCUGCAGGACCAGCUGGAAAAAGGCCCCAAUGCCCAGCUGGCCUGUCUACAGCAGGAGAACUCCAUUCUCCGCGACGCCCUCAACCAAGCCACUAGUCAGGCUGAGAGCAAACAAAAUGCUGAGCUGGCCAAAGUGCGUCAGGAAUGCGCAAAGUUAACCAAGGAACUUGGAGAGAAGACAGAAAGUCUGCUUGCUGAUGAGCACAUCAGGAAAGGGCUGGAGGCCAAGGUCUCCGCUACUGAGAAGCAGCUCUCCCUGCUGCAGGCCAGCCAUGCGGAGAGCGAGCGGGAGUUACAGAGGAGAUUGGAGGAGGUGUGCGAGGAGCUCAGAACAACACAGAGUAGAAACAGCAGCCUGCAGGCCACUUUGGACAAUGCCCUGCAGGACAGCAGUGCACUCUCAGAGUUUCAGGUACGUAUUGGGAGUUUGGAGGCUAAGAUCAGUGAGCACUCUGCUCAGGUGGAUGCCCUCACUGCCCAGCUGGAGGAGACACAGGCAGAGAAAAGCCAGCUUAUACAGCAGGUGGCCUCCAUCAACUCACUGCUGGAGGCCAGUCAGACCAAAAAGGAGGAGGAUAACAGUCAGGUGAACGCUGCAGAACUGGAACAGCUAAAGCUCAGCCUCCAAGAGAGAGACAACCAGUUGAGCACACUUCACGAUGAACUGAAGCAACUGCAGAUGAAGCAGGAAGCUGCUGAGAACACUAUUGUUGAGCUAGAGCAAAGAAAUAAGAGUGAGGAUGCCAGCCUCAUCACAUCACUUCAGGAUGAACUUAAAAACCUCAAAGAACAGAUGGUGCAACUUAACAACACACCACAGUCAGAUAGCUCUGCAGAGCUUGGACUACUACAGAACAGCCUGACUGAAAAGGAUGCCCUUGUCUCCUCACUACAAGAGGAGCUGAGAGAAGUGAGAGAAAAGAUGACCUUUGAUGCACAGAGCGUUAUGGCAGAACUGACAGCUUUUCAAACUGGCACCAAAGAAACUCUAAAGACACUCUUCCCACAGAUACCUGUAGAGACUGAGCAGUCCAACUGGUUACAAGUAUUUACGCAGAAAGCUCAGGAGGCUCUCAGCCAGCAGAGCCAAGAGUCUCAGUCAAGCACAGCGUUGCCUGAGUUGCUCGAGAAACUGAAGGAGGCUGAGGAGAGCCAUGGUUCACUGCAGGCUGAAUGUGAACAGUACAGGACAGUCCUGGCUGAAACAGAAGGAAUGCUGAAACAUCUGCAGAAGAGUGUGGAGGAAGAAGAGCUGGUAUGGAAGUCCAAGAUGGCUAACUCAGAGGAACAGCUGAGGGAGGCUUUGGAGAAGGCCAACAAGCUGGAAGCAGAAAAGAAAAGUGUAGAACAGUUGAAGGAGCAGAUGAUGCUUCUGGAAGCCCAGCUGGAGAAGCAGUCAGACAACCAGGGGACCUCAGAGGAGAUGGAGCAGCUGAAGCUGCAGCUGUCAGAGUGUCGGAGCCAGCUGGACGUGGCCCAGAAGGAGGCCCAGGCACACAAGGAGGAGCUAGCACAGGUCAGAGAGCAGCUGGGCGAGAUCACGAUGGGGGUUCAGCGAGAACAGAAUGGCCCAGCUGAGGCUCAACCCAGUCAGGUCCAGAACGAGUUGAGUCAGACAACUGAGAAGCUGCAUGGGGAGGUGGCUCAAAGACAGCAGCUCUUGGAUGAGUGCGAGCAGGCUCAAAAGACUAUAACAGAACUUCAGGCUCAGCUGGAUUUUCUGAAGGUUUCUGCAGAGUCACCACAAGCUGAAGAAAAUGUUGCUCAGCUCAAGGAGCGCCUGGAGAAGGAGAAGAAGCUGUCCAAAGACCUGGGCCAGGCAGCCACCAAGCUCCAGCAGCUUCUCAAAGCCACUCAGGAGCAGCUGACCAAAGAGAGAGACACAGUGAGAACACUACAGGAGCACCUGGAAGGCAAGGGAGAAUACGUGGAGCUGAAGGAAGGAACGUCCGUCUGAGAAGACGAACUGCAGACACUACAAAAAACUGCCAAAUAUGCCUUAUGAUUACCAUAGUUAUGCAUUCCAAAACUAUUUCUUUCUUGUACUGUAGUUGAUUGCAUUUGUUGCAACUGUAGGAAACAAAUGUUUAAUAUUAUGAACAUUUCAAAGUAAGAUUAGAGGAGAUAAUCCUGCUACAAUCUUUAUUGAAACCCACAUUCCAUCAACAAUUCUGGCUAUGUCAGAAGUUAUUUAUCCCCCUGCCUUAUAUUCCAAAUAUUUCCCCAUAGUUCAGUGUUAAAAAGGGAAACCGAAUGUACGUCAGACGUACAUCAACCUGUGCAAUUACUUUGUAUGUCUUUUCUAUGUGGUUGAAUGAUGGGAACAUUUUAUGGUUCAAUGUUUAAUUACGUUUAGGGCCUGCUUUCCUCUGUAGUUGGCUGCCAAUAACACAUUGAAUUUGUAUGAGUGAAUAAACUACAGUGUAGCUCUGUAA
This is a messenger RNA of Siniperca chuatsi (mandarin fish), 4259 nucleotides long. RefSeq names its product ribosome binding protein 1a (gene rrbp1a). The transcript has 27 exons. Lineage: Eukaryota; Metazoa; Chordata; Actinopteri; Centrarchiformes; Sinipercidae. The coding region runs from base 224 to 3781 and encodes 1185 amino acids. The record is from RefSeq and is a predicted model, not a curated record. Gene Ontology annotation, cellular component: endoplasmic reticulum membrane. Gene Ontology annotation, biological process: protein transport.